Messenger RNA from Amphiprion ocellaris (clown anemonefish), 1801 nucleotides. RefSeq lists its product as uncharacterized. Lineage: Eukaryota; Metazoa; Chordata; Actinopteri; Pomacentridae. Gene Ontology annotation, biological process: autophagosome assembly; negative stranded viral RNA replication. Gene Ontology annotation, cellular component: autophagosome membrane. The coding region runs from base 413 to 1183 and encodes 256 amino acids. The transcript is spliced from 7 exons. The record is from RefSeq and is a predicted model, not a curated record.
UUCUUUUCUUUACUUUUUAAAAAUAUUUCUUUCUUUCUUUUUUUUUUUUUUUUUUUGGGAAAGGUAGCUAAAAUAUUGCCAGAAAAAAAACUGUAACAAAAUAGUGAUUAAAGUAAUCACAACACCUCGGUAUGUAGCAGCAUUUUUCAGCAUGUAGUGGAAGUACUUAAAGUUCAAUGUGCACUAUAUUCUGAGGGCAUCCUGGUCUGAAGUUCUUCAUCCAGCAGCGGAAUGUGAAGUGAACAGGGAGGAGCUGGGACACUUUGCAGCCGACAGCGGAUUCAUGCGCUGCUGGCUGCGUUUUAGCAACUUGAUCGACUUAGCCAGAGUCACGUGAGAGCUGAAAACGCUGUUAUCCGGUUGUUUUGUUUUUUUUGUUGAUGUUUUUAUACAUCGUGAAACAAACUAAUUAAUGUUUAUUACAAUGGGAAGCUGGAAGACCCACGUGCGAGCUGGACUGCAGCAGAGAGACUUCAAAGAGAAACUCCCCUUCGCUGGCGUUUUCACAAGCUUGUCUCACCUGGAGGAAAGAUUUGAAAUUCGCAAACAGAUUGUGGAUGAUGUUCGGUCUAACAGUUCAGAACCAGGUGGAACUGAAGUUGGGAAAAGCACCAGAUUCCUUCAACUCCAGCUGAGAGAGAGUGAACACCUGGCAGAAAAGUUGUCUCAGACUGUCUCUGACCUGACCACCGUCCUGCAUCUGAAGGAGGCUGAACUUCAGCACUGGCAGUCACGUGUGUCCAAAUACCGUCAAGAGGCCCUCACUCUGGCUAAAGGGAGUAACGCCCUGAAGGCCGCUCUUUCAGAAUUCGAGUUCACCGUCGAGUGUCAGUCCAAAGAGUUAGCGGCCUUACGUGUGGAGCAGAAAGGACUAAAAGAAACGUUGGCACAAGCUUGCAUAGAGAAGGAACGACUUUUACAGCGAUGGAUGGAAGAGAAGAGGGAGGAGGCAGAGAGGCUGAAUAAAUACAACGACAUGCAGGAAAGGUGGGAACAUUUGGCCGACCAGCUGAAGAAGCACUUCCAGAGGAGAAUGAAAAGGGAGUGUUCUCCCAUUGUGACCCGCUGUUCAAGUGAUGCAACAGAAAACUCUCCAUCAGCCAUUAAGGGGAUCAAUACUGCUGCCGAUAAACACCAGGGACACUCCGGCUACAACCAUGUCUCAGCUGCAGCAAAAGUCUAAUAUUCCCCUGAGAUCCUGGUGACAGAGACUUUCUUCUCUGUGGUUGUGUCACUUCCUCAGUGCUAGUAGAUGAAGAACUAAUUACCCGUAUGUGAACUCAAGAACAAAGACCGAAGAGUGACUUUUUGCUAAUGUGAGGCCAAGUACUUCAUCUGUAUCAGUUUUUUAAUUUGCCUAAUAAUCUAAAGAUUUUCUAGGGGAGAAAAAAAUGUUUAAGUUAGAUUGCCACAAAGGGUGCCACAUUUUACAUUUAUUGCUGUAAUCCAGGUCAACCUUUCUCAGUUAUUUUUUUCAUAACCAGGGAUCUUGUUGAUGCUUAAAAUGACCUUUAUGCCUUAUUAUGUCUAAUAUGUCUUAUUAAAAUGUCAAAAUGAAACCCAGAUACUGAUUGUAAGCAAUUGUACUUUUUCUCACUUGUAAAAAAUAAAGAAACUUUUAUAUUAAUUUGUUUGUAUUUUUAUAUGAAUUCCCUCGUCAUUUGUCAUCCAUCAGAAAAGAAAAAAAGCUGUUUUUGUGACUUUUAUAUCGCAUUUUGGCUGCAACCUGUCCUUAGCUCAGACUGUCUGGAUAGUUUGUCCACAUUUCACACAAACUUUGUACUAUUUUUACUUUGUACAU